Messenger RNA from Acanthopagrus latus (yellowfin seabream), 5487 nucleotides. It is a transcript of the gene asic1b, whose product is annotated as acid-sensing (proton-gated) ion channel 1b. The record is from RefSeq and is a predicted model, not a curated record. The transcript has 11 exons. Gene Ontology annotation, cellular component: membrane. The coding region runs from base 1401 to 2969 and encodes 522 amino acids. Gene Ontology annotation, biological process: sodium ion transmembrane transport. Lineage: Eukaryota; Metazoa; Chordata; Actinopteri; Spariformes; Sparidae.
UACCGUUUUAUCACAAUUUUGCUUUACGCAACUUUAACUGCUAAAAAAGAAACUUCACGCUACCUAGUUUUUUUCAUAAUUUAAGCUAGCUCAGAGAAAAGACCACAGCAGUGAGUGAAUGGGCGGCAUACGAGGUAAUGACUAAUGUUUGAGUCAUGUUGUAUCAUCUGUGCCGAAAUUGUAGGCUCAGUACACCGCUGUUGGCUCGCUUCUGGAUAAAGUACAGGCAUCGCUGAAGUGACACCGACGCUUGACUUCGUCAGCCGGUGUAAAAGACACGCCGUCCUAUCCUCGCUCUCUCCUGCUCGGGGCGAAUUUAAUUGAUCCGGGCAAACCGCGACCGCCUCUGAGGCUGUUCGCCUGAAUCCAUAACGCUGAGCAUUUCGGGCGGCAGUUGCCUCUUUUUUUUCUCUCCAAGCCCAGGUGCACAUCUUCGGUUUGUUUGUUUUUUUCCUCAAAUCCAGAACACUCUAACUGAAGGAUAACCCAGUGGAAAAUCCGGAGUAAAUCAUCCCCGCAUUGUUGUGGGGGCAAGCUCGGAGGAGGGAAUGGAUGCGAGCGAGCGAGCGGAGGCGCACCGAGGCAGCUACCUGGCAGACCCGGCUCCUCUGUGAUGCAGCUGUUUGUGCUGGCUGCGAGAAACCCAGGACGCCCCGACGGCUGCUUCCUUUUGAAAAAAAACGCUAACGAGCGAGAAAUCAGCGGCUAUUUGUUAUUCUACACGUGUUUGGGAUUGCAUAUGAGGAGCGGGGUGAGGAGGAGGGGGGGAGAAAGCCAUGUUGCCAGUUUACUCUCACAGAGGGAGAGAGAAUUCACCAGCGCUUUGAUUUCUCAAAUCCACAUUCCUCUGUUUUCCACGCCGAUGUGAUCUGUCAGUUUAUGUGCCUCCUUGCCUAAACGUGAUCUGUCUUUUUUUUUUUUUUUUUUUGCGGACCUGUUUUUCUUCCUCUACUUCUUCUUGUUCUUGUUUUUAGAGACCAACUCGGUAAUAAUAUAGAAGUGUGCGACUGCGAGGAGGAGAGGACGGCGUUGGCAUCUAUCCAUGCGCGCUCCACACCGCGCUAUUUAUUAUGGAAGUGUGACCCCCCAGGCUGCCGAGGUACAACACAUGCUCCCAUCCCCAGAUCUAUACUUCCUCCAAGUGUUUUCAUGUAAAGGGGACGGGAGGGGGGGUAGUAUUUUGUGCACGUCUUCGGGUAAAAAUGCUCUGAACGUCGGGCUUGUUUCGCCGGCUUGUCAGUGACGCAACAUCUCCCACAGACUGCAUGAGAGAUACAUGCGUCGAAGGGCGUGAACUUGCAGAGCCUAACCUCCUUAUCCAUUAAGAAAGCAUCCACUUAUCUAUAAAGCCACUUUUGGAAAACCGCCCGUGCCCCGUCCACACACACGAACGCAUCGCAAUGGAUCUCAAAGCGGACUCGGAGGACAUGGACUACAAGCGGCCGGCUCCCAUCGAAGUUUUCGCCAGCAGGUCCACGCUGCACGGCAUCUCGCACAUGUUCACCAUCGAGCGGAUGUGCAUCAAGCGCAGCCUGUGGAUUUUGUUCUUCCUGUGCUCCGUGGGAAUGCUGGUGAUGGUGUGCGUGGACCGGGUGCAGUUCUACUUCCAGUACCCGCAUGUCACCAAGCUGGACGAGGUGGCGGCUCCGAUGAUGGUGUUCCCCUCAGUCACCUUCUGCAACCUCAACUCCUUCCGCUUCAGCCGGGUGACGCGCAACGACCUGUACCACGCCGGGGAGCUCCUUGCCUUGCUCAACGGAAGGUAUGAGAUCCGGGACCCACACCUGGUGGAGGAAAAUGUCCUGCAGAUCCUGAAGGAAAGGGCCGACUUUGACAACUAUAAGCCAAGGCCCUUCAACAUGCGCGAAUUCUACGACCGGACAGGCCACGACAUCAAGGACAUGCUUCUGUCCUGCUUCUACCGUGGCAUGGAGUGCAGUGCUGAAGACUUCAAAGUGAUAUUCACACGCUAUGGGAAGUGCUACACCUUUAAUUCAGGCCAAAAUGGACGACCCCUCCUGGUGACGAUGAAGGGUGGGAUGGGCAACGGCCUGGAGCUGAUGUUGGAUAUCCAGCAGGAUGAAUACUUGCCUGUAUGGGGAGAGACUGACGAGACGUCGUUUGAAGCAGGGAUCAAAGUGCAGAUCCACACCCAGGACGAGCCGCCGUUCAUAGACCAGCUGGGCUUCGGAGUGGCACCGGGGUUCCAGACCUUUGUCUCCUGUCAGGAACAACGGCUGACGUACCUGCCUCCACCGUGGGGGGACUGCAAGGCCACGCCGAUGGACUCAGACUUCUUCAGCACUUACAGCAUCACGGCCUGCCGGAUCGACUGUGAGACACGAUACCUGGUGGAGAACUGCAACUGCAGGAUGGUCCACAUGCCGGGAGAUGCCCCAUACUGCACCCCGGAGCAGUACAAGGAGUGUGCGGAUCCUGCCUUGGACUUUCUUGUCGAGAGAGACAAUGACUACUGUGUGUGCGAGACGCCGUGCAACAUGACACGCUACGGUAAAGAGAUGUCCUUUGUCAAAAUACCCAGCAAAGCAUCGGCCAAGUACCUCGCCAAGAAAUUCAACAAGACAGAGCAGUACAUAGCUGAUAACAUUCUGGUUCUGGAUAUCUACUUUGAGGCGCUGAACUACGAAACCAUCGAGCAAAAGAAAGCCUAUGAAUUGGCAGGCCUUCUGGGUGAUAUUGGAGGUCAGAUGGGUCUCUUCAUCGGAGCCAGCAUCCUCACUAUCCUCGAACUCUUUGACUAUCUAUAUGAGGUGAUCAAGUACAAGCUGUGCAGAUGCGUGAAGAAGAAACACAAAGGCCGCAACAACAAUGACCGGGGAGCUGUGCUGAGCCUGGAUGAUGUGAAACGCCAUGCUCCUUGUGAGAACCUGCGUACACCAUCAACAUAUCCUGGCAACAUGCUACCUCAUCACCCGGGCCAGGCCAACUUUGAAGACUUCACUUGCUGAGCAGACCCGGGUGGAGCAACAAAGCGUGCGUUAUGCAACCAAAGCCAACCACACAACAAGAACUAUCCAACGCGGGGAGUGCGAGGAACUGAUACGAAGUCUUAACAGAGGCACUUUUUACAUAGAAAAACGGAGCAAAGCAGACAAAUCAAACACGACAAACGCGGUGAAAACUGAGGCAAAGCGGAGGGGAAAUCCCAAAUAUUAAAAAAAAAACAAAAAAAAAAAAAAAUCUGUUAAUUUUUUCCAGAGAACAUUUCAUGCAGCACUCUACAAAAACUCUUCUAUUUCUGUGUUUUCCACUGGAAUACUGCCGCAAACGAAAAGGAGGCUCACGGAGAGAGAGCCUUGCCAACACAGACCUUUCUUUCAAAAGACAAGAGAAAAAAAGAAAAAAAAAGAAAAAUCACAAACAAAUAAGGGAAAAUGUACAGUUAUCACAUCAUAGACAGCAGAUCAGAAAAAAAGAGCCCCCAUGCCUUUACAUAACACAGCGACACGCGCUGGUUUCACACGAGUGGGACAAAUAUUCAUAACUGCUUUACUCCACUGUACAUGUAGCAACAUCUGUAACUGUUGCAGCGCUCCAUGAAAACAACACCUGGACUCUUGUGUCGUUUGUUUCGAGAAUGUAUCGAUGUUCGCGGUGAGUGUAGGAAGCCUUUCGGGGGAGUGGUGGUGGCGGCGGUGGUCGUGGUAGAGGUGCAUCAUCUACCAUCUGAAAUGUACUACUGGUGAUGAUUUCAGGUCUCAUCAUGUAAAUGCAUGCUCGUAACCGUCCAGUGCAUGUUUUUCAUUUCAUUUAUUAUUUUGAUUUAUUCUUUUUUUUAUAUAUACAUAUAAUAGUAUAUGAAUAUUAUAAUUACCAAGUUUGCCUCAAUGAUAUACAGGAGAAGGAAGAUGAUACAUCCAAUAUGUUUCUGUUUAUGUGUGUAGCUAUGCAGUGCGUGUGUGUGUGUGUGUGUCAUCAGUGCCCGAGCAGGUACAGUGUGUGUUUGUUGAUGCAAAUGAAUGAGCUGCACUUAAUUACAAUUCUCAUCCUCAUUCCUUUUUUCUUUUUUAAACCUGCGCCUGGCGAGUCGAGGAGUCUUCAUUCAACUUAAUUUCCUCUUAUCUCGACUCUCUCUGAUGUGAUGAGGAGAAUUUUUUUCCAGGAGAGUCAAUCGCUGAAAUCCUUCGAGUUCUGUGGGGCUGUUAAUUCUUUCUGUAUCUGUGUUUCUAGUUGCAAAAGUCUUAUCAAAGCACAAUAACGCCAGUAUGUAGAGGUGAUGUAAAAGACAACGUACUAUUCUUCUUGAUAUAUUGUCAUAUUAUUAAUAUCGUGUUGAUCCGAAUGUUUUUCAGUUGGUUUUUCUUUUUCUUUUUCUUUUUAUUUCAUAUAAAACAAACUCGAUAUUGCCUAGUAACCCUGUCUCCAUCUUCCAGGUAAUAGGCUGGUCUAUUUAGUUAUCAAAGCAUAAAUAAAAUGUAAAUAUCAUUUUGAAAAUUGUUAUUCUUCUGAGGUUUUAUUCUGACUGGUGAAUUUCCUGUUAGAAAAGCCUUUAUGUUCCUGUUUGGUUGAUGAGGAUACCAGAGGCAAAGGGAAGUAUUUUUAAAAAAAAAACUCCAGACACUGUGCAAAUGUUCAUUUUUUUUAAUCACGAGUUGCUCUCGGAAAAUCUGAUUAAGCACUCCGCACUCCCAUCUAAGGCGUUUUGCUAUCUCAUCUCUCUUUAAUCAACAUGUAAUCUUGUGUUUUUGCCUCAUACAACGUUUUCUCGGAAUUAAAUCAACAUUAAGCGAAAGGGUUUGGGGGCAGGAGUCUGGUAUUAAAAUAGAUAUUACUUAUCGGCUUCAGCCAUGCAUUUGUGCCGCACUUUGAAACAGCUGCAAGCAGCAACCUUGGUGCAUUUCGAGCUCUGUGUAAUUACACUCGGAGCUGCUGUAUGACAAUAGGAUGGAUGAGAAAAUAUCCUGCUCAGCCAAUACAAGUUUUAUCAAGAUUGUAAGUCAGCCAGCAGACGCAUAUUACGGACGGCGUCUCUCGUGUUACACUGUACAUCUGGUGCUGCCAACUGCCACACUUAUAUUGGAAAAGCGGUUUGGUAAAGACACGACUCUGGGAGUAUUGGCGCCCAGCUGUGUGCCCUUAAACAUGGUCCGCCUUGAAAUCAGCCCCCCGACUACCAGAUGUUAAGGGUUGCUCAAGGACGAGACAAGUUUACUUUUGCCUUCUUCAGAAAUACUUCUAGUGGGAAACCAAACAUUAACAGUGUUCAUCCAGUGUGAGCGUGCAUUCAUUUUUUAUCAUUCAGGGGAGAAACCUCAGCUGGUAACCACGCAUUAAUAUACAAGCGUUAAAGCUCCCGGGGAAAACUGGCUCCAACAUCUGAUGAAGAAGAUUUUUUUAUUUUUUUUCUCCAGUUCUGAAUGUCACACGAGAAUGACACAUGGUUUUGCCCCCCUGACGGUUUGAUUAUUUUCUGUUGUACCUGCCAAGAAGACAAAUUAAUCGAGAAAUAAAAGACGAUGCUGUUCA